This is a messenger RNA of Drosophila sechellia, 888 nucleotides long. Its product is annotated as peptidyl-prolyl cis-trans isomerase 6. The transcript has 3 exons. Gene Ontology annotation, molecular function: cyclosporin A binding; peptidyl-prolyl cis-trans isomerase activity. Bases 72 to 689 code for a protein of 205 amino acids. Gene Ontology annotation, biological process: protein peptidyl-prolyl isomerization; protein folding. Lineage: Eukaryota; Metazoa; Arthropoda; Insecta; Diptera; Drosophilidae. Gene Ontology annotation, cellular component: intracellular membrane-bounded organelle; cytoplasm. The record is from RefSeq and is a predicted model, not a curated record.
AUUCAAUCGUGAAAUAUCCAUUGGCGACGUCGUUUGAGGAAUAAACUUAAGCGCUGGGAAUCUUUAGAACGAUGAAGCUGUUUUUAUCCGUGUUCGUGGUAGCCCUGGUGGCCGGCGUCGUUGUUGCCGACGAUAGCAAGGGUCCCAAAGUGACCGAGAAGGUUUUCUUUGACAUCACCAUUGGCGGCGAGCCCGCUGGCCGCAUCGAGAUCGGUCUGUUCGGCAAGACGGUGCCCAAGACGGUGGAGAACUUCAAGGAGCUGGCGCUGAAGCCGCAGGGCGAGGGCUACAAGGGCAGCAAGUUCCACCGCAUCAUCAAGGACUUCAUGAUCCAGGGCGGCGACUUCACCAAGGGCGACGGCACCGGCGGACGCUCCAUCUAUGGCGAGCGCUUCGAGGAUGAGAACUUCAAGCUGAAGCACUACGGCGCCGGCUGGCUGAGCAUGGCCAACGCUGGCAAGGACACCAACGGAUCGCAGUUCUUCAUCACCACCAAGCAGACCAGCUGGCUAGAUGGACGCCACGUCGUCUUCGGCAAGAUCCUGUCGGGCAUGAAUGUGGUGCGCCAGAUCGAGAACUCGGCCACCGAUGCCCGCGACCGUCCCGUCAAGGAUGUGGUCAUCGCCAACAGCGGCACCCUGCCCGUUUCGGAGGCCUUCUCCGUGGCCAAGUCCGAUGCCACCGACUAAAGUGUUUGGGGAGCAGCCCUGUCAUCCAUCAGCAACAUAACCGAUUUGAAUUAAGCAUAAACGCAUAAUCGAUUUUUCCAGACAUUUGCAUUUACCAUAGCUCGCCAUGUUUAUUUACAUUUCGUUCCGUAAGCAAGUAAUUGUGCUCAACUAAAAACAGAAAUGGCAAAAAUAAAGAAUGAUUUGUGUGUGAUAAAGA